This is a messenger RNA of Verticillium alfalfae VaMs.102, 999 nucleotides long. Its product is annotated as open reading frame. Gene Ontology annotation, molecular function: ditrans,polycis-polyprenyl diphosphate synthase [(2E,6E)-farnesyl diphosphate specific] activity. The record is from RefSeq and is a predicted model, not a curated record. Bases 1 to 999 code for a protein of 332 amino acids. The transcript is spliced from 3 exons. Lineage: Eukaryota; Fungi; Ascomycota; Sordariomycetes; Glomerellales; Plectosphaerellaceae. Gene Ontology annotation, cellular component: dehydrodolichyl diphosphate synthase complex; endoplasmic reticulum membrane.
AUGGCAAUGCCCGUGAGAGACCGCAAGCUCUACAAAGCCGAGAUACUGCAAGCGAAUAAAAUUCUGAAUGAGGCGGAAAGGAAAAAGAUCAUUCAUGACUACAAGCCCAUAGACCAAGAAGACGACAACGACGAUGAGUGGGCGGAACAUGAUGUCCCCUCGCACCCUCGGUUCGGUCUCCGACGCGCCCUGCGCAACAAGCUUCACCUCGCCCUCUUCACCAUAAUGCACAGCAUCUUCUCUCUCUACAUCAGGAUACGACAGGCAUGGCAUAUUGUGGCCUACCGCAUAUCCUCGAUCCUCUUUUACCACCACCGCACACCCGCUUUCAUCGAGAGAGACGUCGAGGGACUGAAGAAGAAACCGCAGCACCUGAGUGUAGUCCUGAAGGUUGGGCAGGGCGGCAGGCACAGCGCCGAGCUCGAGAGGCUCGUCAACGAGGCGGCCGAGAUUGCCGUCUGGUGCACAUGCGCCAAGAUUCCCACCCUGACGGUGUACGAGAGGACUGGCAUCUUCAAGAAGUACCUGCCCCAUGUACAGCAGUCGAUCAACCAAAAGUUCCGCUCCUACUUCGGCCGUCACCAGCCGUCCCUCACUGUCUCCAUGCCCCAUGCCGACGAGGUCCUCGAAUCCCCCGCCCUCGGCGAUUUCGCCCGUGCCGACCCCCGCCACCUCAACAUCUCCUUCAUCUCGGCUGAGGACGGUCGCGAGUCCAUGGUGGACCUCACGCGCACGCUCGCCGAGAUGUCGCAGAAGAACAAGCUGUCGCCCAAGGACAUUGGCAUGGAUCUCAUCGGAGCCGAGCUGUCCGAGGGAAUCAUGCCUGAGCCCGAUCUCCUCAUUCUCUUCGGGCCCCAUGUCGAGCUCGACGGAUACCCGCCGUGGCCGAUUCGCCUGACGGAGAUCUUCUGCCUUCCCGACAACCAGGAAGUCGGCUACCAAGUGUUCCUGCGUGCACUCCGCAACUUUGCAAACGCCCAGUUCAGGAAGGGAAAAUAA